Molecule: messenger RNA, 3585 nt
Organism: Naegleria gruberi
Lineage: Eukaryota; Heterolobosea; Eutetramitea; Acrasida; Naegleriidae
Exons: 1
Coding region: 1-3585 (1194 amino acids)
Biological process (GO): regulation of proteolysis; proteasome-mediated ubiquitin-dependent protein catabolic process
Cellular component (GO): cytoplasm
Molecular function (GO): ubiquitin protein ligase binding
Source: RefSeq, a predicted model, not a curated record
AUGCUUUGUGCUAACAACUCCACGGAAGUGGAGGAAACAUCUGUGAAGAGAAAGCGAGAGGAGGAUUUUGUUGGUCAUAACAAGAAUGAAUCAGCGGAAGAACAUUUAUCGACUACGUCAUCAUCAUUCAAUGAAGUUGUAGAUGAUCAGAUUGAACCUCAAGUUAAAAAAAUCAAGACUGAAUUAGAGUUGAAGGCUGGACUUGUAGAUGAAGAUCUUUUUCCCAAGAGUGGUUCUAAAUUAUAUACUGAUGAUGAUGAGACUCGUAUUGAAGAUAUUUGGCAUGUUAAAUAUGUUAGAAAAAUAAUACUAGAUGUUCUAGAUGCUGAUUUGACUAAUUGGCAGGAUAGUGAAGGAAAACAUUUGUUAGAUGAAUUGAUUGAAAGAAGAGAGGAAAUUGAGAGCAUUUCAUUGUUUUUAGCCGAGAGUAUGAUUAAAAAGGUUACGAUUCAUGAUACAAAAUAUAUUAAAGAGAUGAUUAGCAAUUUAAACAUUCCCGAUAUGGUAAAGACAUUAGAAGAAGAAUUAACAGAGGAUUAUCCUCGUGGUUCUAACACAUUGAAAUAUUGGCUCAAAUACAUAUUACCUGAAAUUGUUAAAAAACAAAAUGAACUCAAUCUAAUAGAAUCAAAUGAGGAAAGUGAAAAACUAAGUCCGGAGGAAGAGAAGGAGAAGGAUGAAAUACUGAACUCGAUGCAAUAUGAUGAAAAGGAAGAAGACGGUUAUGCUUUCUUACUUGACUCUUGUAAUCUUUCUGUACCAAGCGAAAUCAAAACUAUGAUUGAUAAUGAAGAGGAAAAAUGUGAAGAAAUAGAGGAAACUAGUGAUGAUUAUAUUAUUGACAACUUAUUCAAUGAAUAUAUAUUCAAUAAGACACUCCCUGAUGAAAGAGGAGAACAUAGUUAUAACAUUAGCCCUUUCAAAGGUAUUCUAACAGAGGAUGCUGCUUCUCUUCAAGAAGAUAAUCCGUUCCUUUCUAUUUUAGAGAAAACAAUUAGAAUGUCCACUAAUAAUGAAUACAAAGAAGAACAUCAAGAUUUACUGGUAUCGCCAAUGAGACUGGGACUUUCAUUAUUAAUUUUGGAUUGCUUAAAUAGAGAGCUUUCUCUUGCCUUUAAUAGACGUUAUUAUUUGUACUUUACUGGAAGGCCAAUAGUAAGGGCUGUUCUUGAUCAUUUAAUUGAUUUUGAUCCAAACAAAGUUUACUUCAAGCAACCACCGGGUUUGGUGGAGAUGAAUGGAAGAGUAUUUUCAGAAUCUCUCGAAAGCCGAAUAACUGAGGAACAUAUCAGACAAGUGAAAAAUGUGUUCGAUAUUUCAAAACCAAUAUUUAAUAAUGAUGAUUAUGGCUUUGAGAUUGAUGAAAGUGAUACAGAAAGUGAAUCCAGUGAUGAAGUAAUAGAUGAAACUGAUGAUGACUUCGAAAAUAGUACUUUAUUCUCUGAAUAUGGAGAGCAUGCCAGAGAUGACUUUAAGAAGCCUCGGUAUGAAAACUUUCAAUAUGGUCCUUGUGGAGGUAAUAUCAACGUUAGAUUUACUCGGUCAGAACAUCCAUUUUGGAGUUCUUUUCCUCUUUCUCAGAAAAACCUUGUAAUGUUGAAUAAUUAUCAACUGAACUCAUAUUGUCCUGUUCCUUUAACAAUUGAAUCAUCCAGUGAUUGGCUAUAUACUGAAGAAAAAUUAGAUGGGGAAGAGGAAAUUCAAGUACCUCUUCACCAGCAAAAGAUUGUUUCUCUAUUCCCGAACGAACUUGAUGAAGAAAAUGGCAACAUGACCAUUCCAGCUGUCGACCAUCUUAUUCAUGUUUUUAGUGAUGCAAGACAUCAGCCUCCAACCCAAAACUCAAUACACAUUGAUAUCAAUAGACUUUUCAGAAGGGCUGGUAACAUGUCUUUCAGCAGCGGAGCUCUCGUAGAAGGUUUUCUUUCUUUGAAAUCAUUCAUCUCAAGAAUAAUUGAAACAUUGAUGGUGAUCAAGAGAGAUGAUUUGGUAACCAAGCUAGACAUUGUAGAUGCACUAAAUAUUUGCAAUUAUACACAUUAUCCUGAUUUGAAAAUUUCACAGCCAUCAGAGCAGAAGUAUAUUCCUAUUGGAGAACUCAAAUUCACUACAGAACCAAUGGUUACCCCUGAAAAUUUUGAAGAUGUACAAGUUGAGGGACUUGAAGUUUUUUUAAGUAGAACGGACCCAAAUGGAAAUGAAAUGAGUGAGGACGAAACCAUUACUAUGAAUGCAGAUUACGAUUACGUUGUGAAUAACAGUACUUUUGCUGAUCAUAUCACGCUUUUCCUCAAUGAUCCAAAUCUUUACAAUGACAGCUUCAUUGAGCUUAAUGGGCAUAGAGUGCACAUAUACACACCAAUAAUCAAACACCGAUGUCCUAAAAUGUAUGAGGAACACUUUUCAACUCCUGAAAAGAGAAAUCAAGGUUUUAUACUUAACAAUGAAAAUGAUUUCACUUUUGAUAUGGUAUUCCAUUGGAUUGAAAGUUAUUAUUUGGGUUCAUUCCAACCAAUGAACGACAAUAAUAGAGAUACAGAAAAUUUUUAUUUGUUACUUAGAAGUUAUGAAAUUAAGUAUAACGCUGUUUAUAAGGGAGAUUAUUCCUCAGAUGAUCCAGAAGACUUAAAGGAUGGAGAAGAAUAUGAAUUGGACGGGCUAGAUCCUUCGAAUACAUGUUUUACUCUUCAUAGCUUGUACAACGAUGAAGAAACCAAGGAUUUUCAAUUAUCAUUUGUUGAUCAUACAACAAUGGAAAAGAAGACAAGAAAAGUUCACAAAUAUAUUUUAGCAUGCCGUUCACCAUUUUUCAGACAAAUUUUCGAAGGAAAUUACACAGACAGAGUCACGGACAAUUUUGAUAUUGGAGACAUAUUUAAGGAUGAGAAAUCUGUUGAUGCAUUUAUUUAUUACCUUUAUCAUAACUUUAUUGUUAUUCCAACCCUUAAUCCUAAUGAGUUUGAACCAAGAAAUAUGGGAUAUUUCGACCUGAAAGACAUUCUUUCAGAAAAAGACACAUCAACGAAACAAGAUUCGGCUAAUCUCUGCGCAGAAGAAAAUGAAAUUAACCUCUAUCUUUCAUUAUUCAUUUCAUCUGACUAUUUAAUGGUUGACGGUUUGAAAAACCUUUGUGAAAAUGUUAUUGGAUCUCUUGUUGAUGAAGAGAAUUUUGCCCAAUUAUUAGAGUUUUCCAACGAGCAAAGUUCUGAAACUAUCUUUUCUUUUGUUGACAAUUUCCUUCUUUCCUCAUCAUUGGUAUUGGAAAAUCCUCAAAUUAUUAAUCAAGAUAUUUCCCUUUAUUAUACUUAUCUUUCUGGACCUAUUACUUUGGAAAAUGUCGCUGAGAGAAUUAGACUCACUCUAGAGUUGGUAGAUAAGUCUGAGAGUCAACUUUACAGAUUCCACAAGGAACGUCUUGAAGAAUUCCAUAUCCCACAACUGGUAUCAUUUAUCUUGAAGAAUUAUGAUUUCUUUUCACAACAAGAGUACUUUUACCAACCAUUCAACGAAAUCAAAUAUUCUGAAUAUCAAAGCGUUUGGGAACAUGUCUCUGCAAAAUAUUGGGAAAUGAAUCCACGUUAUUAA